This is a messenger RNA of Oncorhynchus masou masou (cherry salmon), 7027 nucleotides long. Its product is annotated as kinesin-like protein KIF16B. Gene Ontology annotation, molecular function: ATP binding; microtubule binding; phosphatidylinositol binding. The record is from RefSeq and is a predicted model, not a curated record. The transcript has 24 exons. Lineage: Eukaryota; Metazoa; Chordata; Actinopteri; Salmoniformes; Salmonidae. Bases 326 to 5986 code for a protein of 1886 amino acids. Gene Ontology annotation, biological process: microtubule-based movement.
UCCGACUACUCGUAUCAGCUUUGUGAUUUACUAACGGAUGACACAGUGAAUUUUGUUAUUUUUCUGUGGCGGUAAUGAUAGCAGGCUAAUAUAAAGUGCACGCUCAAGUCUCAGGAGGGAGCACAAGUAGCCAGCGCUCUUCCUUUGAAAGUAACCUUGGCUCUGUGUGCAACCGGUCGGGACAUACAGAGGGAACUGGACAUAGACUCAAGAUACUGAAACGCGCUUGCCACAUUUAUUUGUACUUAACCCGAUUGGGUUGUGCCUUUCAAGGACAACUGGAUCUAGUAACAGGUGAAGGAAGCAGACAGAAAGGGGAUGUGCAAUGGCAUCGGUGCGGGUGGCUGUCCGGCUCAGGCCUAUGAACAGACGGGAGAAGGAUUUGACUGCCAAAAACAUCAUUGAAAUAAAAGGGGACAAGACCACCAUUAUAAACUUGAGGAUACCAGACUGCAUUUCCGGCGAUUCGAUGAGGGAGAGAAAAAAAACCUUCACCUAUGACUUCUCCUAUGAUUCCGCCGACAGUAAAAGCAACACUUUUGUCUCUCAAGAAAAGGUGUUCAAAGACCUGGGCUCAGAUGUCCUCAAGGCUGCGUUCCAAGGCUAUAACGCCUGCAUCUUCGCCUACGGCCAGACCGGCUCGGGGAAGUCCUACACCAUGAUGGGAAAUCCAGGAGAUGCUGGUCUCAUUCCACGGAUAUGUGAGGGUCUGUUUAGCCGGAUUGCUGGGAUGACUCGUUGGGAUGAGGCCUCAUUCCGCACAGAGGUCAGCUACCUGGAGAUCUACAAUGAACGUGUCAGGGACCUGCUCAGGAGGAAAUCUACCCAAACCUACAACCUGAGGGUGAGGGAGCACCCAAAAGAUGGACCCUAUGUGGAAGACCUGUCCAAGCACUUGGUGCAGAACUAUCAUGACGUAGAGGAGCUGAUGGAGGCGGGCAACAUCAACCGCACCACAGCCGCCACGGGCAUGAACGACACAAGCAGCCGCUCGCACGCCAUCUUCACCAUCAACUUCACCCAGGCUAAGUUUGAUGCGGAGAUGCCCUGCGAGACAAUCAGUCAAAUCCACCUGGUGGACUUGGCGGGCAGCGAGAGAGCGGACUCCACCUGUGCCACGGGAGUCCGGCUCAAGGAGGGCGGCAACAUCAACAAGUCACUGGUCACUCUGGGCAACGUCAUCUCCGCUCUAGCGGACCUGAGCCAGGAUGGAGUGAACACCAACUUGAAGAAGAAGCAGGUGUUUGUGCCUUACAGAGACUCUGUGCUAACGUGGCUCCUCAAAGACAGCCUGGGAGGCAACUCCAAGACCAUCAUGAUCGCUACCAUUUCACCUGCUGACGUCAACUACGGCGAGACGCUGAGCACUCUGCGCUACGCCAACCGCGCCAAGAAUAUCAUCAACAAGCCCACUAUCAACGAGGACUUCAACGUCAAGCUCAUCCGAGAGCUCAGGGCUGAAAUCGCCCGGCUGAAGGCCCUUCUGGUCCAGGGAAACCAGAUUGCACUUCUGGAUUCACCCACUGCUCUGAGUAUGGAGGAGAAACUACACCAGAAUGAAGCCAGAGUGUUGGAGUUAACCAAGGAGUGGACUAACAAGUGGAAUGAAACUCAGAACAUUCUCAAGGAAGAAACCCUUGCCCUGAGGAAAGAGGGAAUCGGUGUCGUCCUUGAUUCAGAGUUGCCUCAUCUAAUUGGUAUCGACGACGACCUCCUAAGUACUGGCAUCAUCCUCUACCAUCUAAAGGAGGGCAGGACAUAUGUUGGUCGAGACGAUGCGUCGACUGUUCAGGACAUUGUUCUCCAUGGGCUGGACCUGGAGAGUGAACACUGCAUGUUUGCGAACCAGACUGGCACCGUCACCCUGGUUCCACUCAAUGGGGCCCAGUGCUCUGUGAAUGGAGUGCAAGUGACAGAAGCCUCCCCACUAAACCAAGGUGCCGUUGUCCUACUGGGGAAAACCAACAUGUUCCGUUUCAACCACCCUAAAGAGGCAGCUAAACUAAGGGAAAAGAGGAAGAGUGGACUGCUCUCCUCCUUUAGUCCGUCUAUGACCGAUGUCAACAAAUCAUGUGAGAACCUCUCCACAGUAAUGCUCUACAACCCAGGUCUCUUCACUGAAAAGGGGCCCAUCUAUCUCAGGUUGGAAAUUGAGAGGCAGCAACGGGAAGAGCUGGAGAAGCUGGAACACAAAAGGAGGCUGAUUAAGGAGAUGGAAGACAGGCAGAAGUGUGAGAAGGUGGAGCUGGAGCGCCUGCAACACGAGGUGACAUCCCAGCGCAAGGAGUCUGAGCAGGUGCAGCAGCGCAUCCGCCACCAGGAGGAGACCCUCCGCUGCCGCAGCCAGGACAUCGAGAGCCGCCUGCGCAACCUCUUAACUGAGAAGCAGCGCUUUGAGGAGGAGCGCCACCGCGAGACCAAGGAGCUGGAGCUACAGAGGCGGCUGAAGAAGCAGGAGGAGCGCGAGGAUGAGAAGCCACAGGACGAGGAGGCGCGCCGCCAUAGCGAGGCGGCAGAGCAGACAGAGAUUUUCCGUGAGCUGGAACGGCUGAAGCGGGAGAACGAGGAGCAGGCGGUGCGGCUGGAGGCGGAGAGGCGGAGGCUGGAGGAGGGCGAGCUGGAGCAGCUAGGCCUGGUUGGGCGCCUGGAAGAGCAGCUGAGGGAGCGCCACGAGGCGGCGGCUGCCCUGUUGACCCGCGAGGACACCCGGCGACUGGACGCGGAGCGCCGUGCCUUGGCCGAGAUCCGCGAGGCCCUGCUCUGCGCCAAGGAGGCCAGCGGGCGCUCCGACUGUGAAGGAAUGGGUGUGGAGGCUGGGCACGCUGCCCAGGUCCGUUACACGGACUUCAAGGCAGCACAGGUGGAGGAGCUGGGUCAGUUGGAGGAGGGGCUCCUGCAGCAGAAAAAGUGCCUGGAGAAGGAGGUGGCUUCAGAGCGCGCUGCCCUGGCCCUCCUGGUCCACGCCCAUAAGGAGCGGCAGCGAAAGCUGCGAGAGACCCAGGAGAAGGGAGCGCAGGACGCCUCUGAACUCUCCCAAGAGGAGCAGCGGAUGCACCAGGCCGAGCAGUGCCUCCUCUUUAAGGAGCGCCGGCUAGCCAGCCUAACCGACAGCCUCUUGCCGGCGGUGGCCGAGGAGAGGCAGAGGGCGGAGGAGCUGCUGAAACUCGGAACCUCCACUGGUGCUGACAGCAUAUCCAACAUAUCCCUGGGACUAGACAACACCCUGUACCAGGUGGAGAAGGAACUUGAGGAGAAGGAGGAGCGCCUUACCUCGCACUGUGCCAGUGCCGAGCAGCUUCAGCAGCUGCAGGAGACGUACGAGUUCACGGCCAACGUGGCGCGCCAGGAGGAGAAAGUGCGGCGCAAGGAGAAGGAGAUCCUGGAGUCGCGGGAGAAGCAGCAGCGUGAGGCCUUAGAUCAGGCAGUGGCGCGCCUGGAGAGAAGGCACUUAGCGCUGAGGCGCAGUGUCUCGCUGGUCCCCGAUAGUGAGGAAUCCAGGCGCAAGGCCUCCAUUCUGGGGCCCGUGCAGGAACUCACCCAGAAGAGGGUGGAGCGGGAGAUCCAUAAACUGAAGCAGAGGAUCAGUACAACUGAGGGAAGUGGAAGGAGUCACACUGGGAGCGGCGACGAAAAGACCAGUCUCAGCACCCCCCCUGUCAGCCCAAUCCAGAGCCUACCCCCAGUGCUUCCUAUCGCAGAUGACGGGUACAGUGCCUUCAGAAAGAUAAAUGCAUAUAUUGAGGAGGAGGUGAAGAGAAGGUUACAGAAGCUGAACCGCAUCAAUGGUGACAAAAACAUUGAGCUCUCACUUUCAUCUGAAUCUCUGCAGGAUGACAACAAGCUGCAAAACCCUGUCAACCCUAGGAAAGUGAAAUAUGAGAAAGACUCCAAGCCCUUGCUGUGGCGUAGCUACCUGUAUGUCCCUGGACUUGAGACGAGCACUCAUCUGGAAGGGCAAACAACAAGUUCAGAAGAAGAAGGUGGCAAAGACAACUCUGAGUUAGAUAAAAUUCACAAUCCAGAAGGGGAAACCAAAGUCUUGGCACAGAAGGGCAUGUUGCCUUGUAAAGAGGGUGAAAAAGCAAAAUGGUGGCAGGUGGGAGUGAAGGGGAAGGUUGACCAAGCUGAGAGCGAGAACAAUGGCUGUGAUUUUAAAACCAAGGACUGGGGAUUUAGGUCUACUAACACCAUAGUCAGUGAGGAUGGAAGUAACAGCCAAUGUAGCCCAGAUGAGGGAGUAACCAAUUUUAGUUGCUACAUUGUUGACAAGACCAAAAGUCUAUCAUAUUCUCAGUCCAGAGAAACCAGAACAGAAAACCCAGUGUUGCACGGACUCACACAGUUUGACUCUGUGGAAGCUACCAAAGACCAAGUUCAGAACACAAGCAAGACAAGUAACGACACUGCAACCAUGAUCAACUCUGAAGUCCCCACACUGAGACAAAGUUCAAAGAGACAAAUCGUCAUCAAGGGCUACUUUGGUCUCAACAAGAUCCCCAAAGAGUCUGUAAAUGGGCAGGUGCAGAGGAAUCUGGUAACUUCAGAACCGGAUCGACUAACCAACGAACUGGGAGCCAAACAGAGUUACGUCCUUGGAUACUUGGCAGGCAAGCUGUCUGGAGUUUACAACGACGCUGGACGAUAUCUGCAGAGUACACGGGAUAUCAUUAGGCAGGUUCGAGCAGGAGAGACUUCAGCAUUGACUACUACAUUCUCUCAGUACAUGACCAUAGUUACAAAAGAUCUUCCAUUUGUUCAGAAAAAGCAGCUUGACCAUUCAAUGAAACCCAACUCAAGGCAGAAUAAAGUUCAUUUUGCCAAUUUGACAGGCAAUUGCCUUUUCAAUGUGCCUGAGAAAGGUCAUAUGUCUGCAAUUACGGACAUUUCAUUAUGGCCUAAAGGCUCUGUGACAACCUACAAAGACGGGAAGCCUGUAGUUUAUUGUCAGACGCUUGUGCAGUUUCCCAUCUUCCUUUCGGAAUUACAGUCUCUUCCACUUCAGAAGAUUCUCAUUCGUUUGUAUUGUGUGACGCCCAAAAUCGCUGCCACUUCCCACCACCUUUUGGGUAUCUACUGGCUAAGCGUAGCCAAUUGCAAACAGCCUACACCACAACCAAGUUGCUUACUGUUAUCUGAAACCGACCUCUAUGCAGUCUCCGCUGGUACUGGUUUAGGUAACAACCAGCCAUUGGCAGUUUUUCAGCACUUCAGUCUCUUGCACAUCAAGGAGAUCCAAGUGAGCUUUGCUGGGCAGCAUGUACGACUCCUGGGCUCCACUGAAGACACCAUCUUAGUCAUCUUCACCCACAGCAGAGAGCUUACCCAGGAGCUAUGCUGUACCCUGCUGAAAAUCCUUGCCCCGGCAGAGGUUCAGGAAGGCCCAGGAGCCCACCCCUUGCUUCGUGGAGACCUCUCACGCCUCUCUCUGGACUGGAGAUCCCACGUUCCAGACCUCCGGCUGGAUUGUGGCCUCUGUGUUACCUCACGCUUUAAGAGGAUCAUGGCUGACCUGCUCUACAUCCUGCACGGCAACAUGGAAGGACCCAACAAGCCCUCAUUGGCUGACAUACACCUUCUUCUCUACACUUCCAUCAAGGUGGAAAACUAUUCCACCUCGCGCCAAGAUGUCCUUUGCCAGUUCUUUCUCACAGACAACCACAUAGGCCUGGUGCAAGAGGAUGCUGUGUUCCACCCGGUACCUCGAGGCUCAACUCUGGUUCCCAUCCAACCCCAGUUUCAGGGAGUAGAGCUGUGCAGACGCUCAGACAUCCGAUGUGUGCUUGUGAGACACAGCGAUAGAUGUAUGGUGCUUGACAUCGCAUUCUCCACGACUCACAAAGGCCAGAUUGAGACCAAAAGAAAAACCAGGAAAGGCGUCGCCAUUGUCCCUUUUCCUUCUGAUUGCAGGCCCCCAGCUGAUUCCUGGAAACUAACUUUCAGCUCUACUUCGGAUGCAGCAAUCCUUAUCAAUCAUCUGUCAACCUGAUUUUAAGCCUGUGCUUACAGGUCAUAAAAGGAUAUAAUGCUAGUAGGUAAUAAAAGGAAAGGAGUUUAUCUGCCACUGCAGGCCUGAAGUGUAAUGACCGUGCCGUCCUGCUGAACUCUUGUUUUCUUUCAACGUUGCACUUGAGCAAGAAAGCCAUGGUGAGUUGGCAGUUAUGAGGUCAAUCAUCAGCUAGCUCGACUGAUGACAUUAGGGUUUGCAUACUAUAAGAGUUUAGCAACAUUAUAGUAAAUAUUUCACUUGUAAAUCCUAUUUUGUUUGAGCAUGACGGCACCGCCAUACCACUUCAAUAUGUAUUUAACACUGUUUAAAUAUUUUUUUUUGAUUAGUUGAAAAUUAUAUUUUAAAAAAAUGUAAAAAAAACAUCAUUAUUGUAACAUGGGAACCGUGCCUUUUGUAAUUGUUAAUGUACAUCCACAAUGUCAAUGUAACAUUUUAUUGAAACGUAUCUACAGAAUCCUCAUGAACAUUGUGUUAUAAGAAAAUACAUGUCCAUAUUAUGAAUAUAGAUCAAAUACUAAAAUGUAAAGGUGUAACUCCAAUGGCUGCUAUUGAUUUUAAAGUAUUUUAUAGUAUAUUUGAAUGCAUCUCUUAACAUACUGCCAAUGUGGUGGUACACCUUAAUCAAAUCGUUGUCACUUUAAGAACUGUUUUACUCACAAACCUAAUUGUUUUGUAUUGGUGUAAUUGAGUAAUUGGAUAUUUCAUAGAUUUUCUUCCCCACUACAGGGAAUAGGUUGACCUUUUUGUUUAGUCAACUUAGCUCUCCUUCUCUGUUCUUACAUGAAUGCUCACAUCAAUCAUUUUUGGCUGGUGAAAUUGUUUUCUUCAAUAUGUUUGUGUAUACGUUUAUGCAUAUCAAUCAUAUGGUAAUGUACGAUAUGGUUUUGAGGACUAUGUGUGAAAAGUAACAUGAAGAAUGUCUGACGUACAAUAUGACUUGUGACUAUGAUCACUGUAAUAAUGUUAAUAAAAUCUGUUUAAUUGUGUUAACAAAAAAAUAAAGAUGGUGUUCUGUAUAAA